AUGGCCGCCAAAACUAUUCUUCUCUUCGAUGUCGAUGGUACUCUCACGCCGCCGCGCAAUCCGGAAACCAACGACAUGAAGGAGGCACUAUCGAAGGCUCGUGCAGCUGGCUUCAAGCUUGGCGUCGUCGGUGGCUCCGACUUUGUGAAGCAGAAGGAGCAGCUGGGCGAGUCAAUCCUGGAGGACUUUGACUACGUCUUUUCCGAGAACGGUCUGUUAGCCUUCAAGAAUGGCAAGGAAUUCCACCGCAACAGCCUGCUGAAGGCUCUUGGGAAUGACAAGGUCAUGGCAUUCGUGAAGAAGUGCUUGCACCUCAUCGCCGAUCUCAGCAUUCCAGUGCAACGUGGCACCUUUGUGGAAUUCCGCAACGGCAUGCUCAACGUGUCUCCUAUUGGCCGCAACUGCUCGCAGCAGGAGCGGGACGAGUUUGAGCAGUAUGACAAGAUCCAUCACGUCCGUGAAUUGAUGAUAGCCGAUCUCAAGAAAGCGUUCCCUGAAUACCAGCUCACCUACUCUAUUGGUGGUCAGAUCAGUUUCGAUGUCUUCCCCAAGGGGUGGGAUAAGACAUAUUGCCUGCAGUUUGUCGAGGAGGAGUUUAAAAACAUCCACUUUUUUGGCGACAAGACCUCAGAGGGCGGCAACGAUUACGAGAUUUACUGCGAUAGUCGCACAGUCGGCCACUCUGUGAAGACGUACCAUGAUACAAUUGCGAUUAUUGAGGCACUCAUCAAAGAGUCGCAUUGA
Leishmania braziliensis MHOM/BR/75/M2904 is the source of this 744-nucleotide messenger RNA. RefSeq names its product putative phosphomannomutase. Gene Ontology annotation, molecular function: phosphomannomutase activity. The coding region runs from base 1 to 744 and encodes 247 amino acids. Gene Ontology annotation, cellular component: cytosol. Lineage: Eukaryota; Euglenozoa; Kinetoplastea; Trypanosomatida; Trypanosomatidae. The transcript has a single exon. The record is from RefSeq and is a predicted model, not a curated record. Gene Ontology annotation, biological process: mannose metabolic process; protein N-linked glycosylation; GDP-mannose biosynthetic process.